Messenger RNA from Melozone crissalis (California towhee), 1250 nucleotides. It is a transcript of the gene SDSL, whose product is annotated as serine dehydratase like. The record is from RefSeq and is a predicted model, not a curated record. Gene Ontology annotation, molecular function: L-serine ammonia-lyase activity; pyridoxal phosphate binding; threonine deaminase activity. Gene Ontology annotation, biological process: L-threonine catabolic process; L-serine catabolic process. Lineage: Eukaryota; Metazoa; Chordata; Aves; Passeriformes; Passerellidae. The coding region runs from base 184 to 1176 and encodes 330 amino acids. The transcript has 9 exons.
UCCGAGCAGAGGGCUGAGCAAACAGCGAACACCAGGGCAAUGUCCGGGCUCUGCCCCCUGCCUGACUGAGCACGGCGACCCGGGGACACCGGCACGGCCCCUCAGACGUCACCUGUCCCUCUGUGUGUGGGUGAGGACAAGCAGGGACAUCUCCCGGGACAGCAGGACAUCCCCCGCCAGGCCAUGGCAGCCCAGCCGGCCGGGGGCCAGAAGCCCCAGAAGCCCUUCCACAUCGUCACACCCGUCCUGGAGAGCCUGUCCCUCUCCAAGGCCGCGGGCACCAAGGUCUUCAUGAAGAUGGAGAACGUCCAGCCCUCGGGAUCCUUCAAGAUCCGGGGCAUCGGGCACCUGUGCCAGGCUGCUGCCAGGAAGGGCUGCCGCCACUUCGUCUGCUCCUCAGGAGGGAACGCGGGGCUGGCGGCGGCGUUGGCGGCGCGGGAGCUGGCCAUGCCCAUCACCGUGGUGGUGCCCAGCAGCAGUGGCCCCACCGCCGUGCGCAAGCUGCAGGAACUGGGCGCCACCGUCGAGGUCUACGGCAAGGUGUGGGAUGAUGCCAACAGCAGAGCCCAGGAGCUGGCUAAGACAGAGGGCUGGGUCAUCAUCCCCCCCUUCGACCACCCCUUGGUGUGGGAGGGUCACGCCAGCCUGGUCCGGGAGCUGAAGGACUCUCUGGAGGACAAGCCAGGCGCCAUCGUGGUGGCGGUGGGUGGCGGGGGGCUGCUGGCCGGGGUGGUGGCCGGCCUGCAGCAGGUGGGCUGGCAGGAUGUCCCCGUCAUCGCCGCCGAGACGCUGGGCGCUCACAGCUUCCACGAGGCGCUCAAGGCCGGCCGGCUCGUCACCCUGCCCGACAUCACCAGCGUGGCCACCUGCCUGGGAGCCAAGACGGUGGCGGCGCGAGCGCUGGAAUGUGCCCGGGAGUGCCAGGUGAUCUCGCAGGUGGUGCAGGACGAGGAGGCCGUGAGGGCUGUGCAGCAGUUCCUGGACGAGGAGCGGGCGCUGGUGGAGCCGGCGUGCGGAGCCCCCCUGGCCGUGCUGUACUCGGGGCGGCUGCAGCGGCUGCAGAGCGAGGGGCGGCUGCCGAGCCCGCUGCGCCCCGUGCUGCUCGUGGUGUGCGGCGGCAGCAACAUCCACACGGGCCGGCUGCGGGCCCUGCAGAGCCAGCUGGGGCUGCACUGACACCGGGCAGAGCCCGCCUGGAGCGCCCGGCUCGCUUUCCUUCCCAAAGAACAGAAAUAAAGCCUGGGGACGCG